ACCUAUCGCCAGCGUUUAUAUAACUCUUUUGCUCAAAGUUUGUGAUAGUUGCAUUUUUUUUUCUUCAACUUUUUGGAUUACGUAAUUUUUCCUGCUUGCAAUGGGCAAAAAAAUCGACGACUUGGACAUCCGAGAAUUGCCUCCAGAUUUGAUGGAGCACGCAAUUAAAAAUCUGAACGAAGAUCCAAAAAGGAGAGCCGCUGACGUCCAGGCCAUUCGGGACUGGCUAAAAAAGCAGCCGCACAUCAAAGGCUCGCUAGACGACCAGACCAUCGUCAACUUCCUGCGUGGCUGCAAAUUCAGCUUGGAACGAACCAAAGAGAAGCUGGACAUGUACUUCACCGUCAAAACUGCGCUGCCUGAAUUUUUCCAUGGCAGGGAUUUCAAAUCCAAAACCAUGCAGGAAAUUUUGGACCUGGCAUUUUUCUUCCCUUUGCCCGAGCCUGACGAACAAGGCAGAAGAGUUUUUCUGCUGCGUGGUGGAAUGAACGAUCCGAACAAAAUUAAAAUGGAAGAUGUCUUUAAAGCAAAUUUCAUGAUGAUGGACAUGAUCAUUAGAAAGGACGAUAGAGCCAUUGUUAAGGGGUCAGUCUACGUGAUGGACAUGGGCAGCUUAUCAAUGGGGCAUGUUUCCCAGAUGACACCAAGCUUUGUGAAAAAAGUUUCGGUUUGCUCCGAGGAGGGAUUUCCCGUUAGACCGCAAAGCCAAAAUUUCAUUAACACGCCGUCUUUCUUCACCAUGAUCUACAACAUAUUCAACACAUUUGCAAAGGAGAAAAUCAGACAAAGGAAUGCCGUUCAUGGACACAACAUGGAGUCUCUGUACAAAAAUGUGCCGCAGAGACUUUUGCCUAGCGAGUACGGAGGCACCGCGGGACCCAUUGAGAAAAUAAACAGUGAUUUCGUGAGGGAACUUCUUGAGUUUAACGACUGGUACUUGGAAGACGCCAAAAGCGGAGUGGACGAGAAGAAACGGCCUGGCAAACCAAAAACAUCGCAAGAUCUCUUCGGUCUUGAAGGAUCAUUCAGGCAACUGACCGUCCUGAGGAGAAAACGCGUGCGCCUCGUGCACUUUCUUAGUUUUAUUCGAGUGUUGAAAGCUAUGGCUGACGAUGUGGGUAAUUUGAAAAUCCGGCCCCUGCCGCCUGAUCUUUUGGAAUAUGCCAAGAAAAAGUUGCACGAAGACCCCAAAAGAAGAGCCUCAGAUGUGCAGGCGAUUCGCGAGUGGCUGAAAAAACAGGCGCACAUCAAUGCAGACCCAGACGACCAAUUGAUUAUCUCCUUUUUGAGGGGAUGCAAGUUCAGUUUGGAGAAGACGAAGGAGAAAUUCGACAUGUACUACACAAUGAAAACGAUGGUGCCAGAGUUUUUCAAAAAUCGCGACCUCACGAAAGAUGCAGCCUUGAAAGAAGUUUUGGAACUUGGGUACUUUUACCCCUGUGGAAUAGACGACGAGGGUCGAAGGGUUUAUCUUUUCAUAGGGGGUAAAGAUGAUCCCUCGAAAAAUUGUGUAGUCCACAUGUUGAAAAUGAAUUUCAUGGUAAUGGACUACUUCAUGAUGAACGAUGACGUAUCUGUGGUGAAGGGGGUGGUCAUUGUCAAUGACAUGUCAGCAAUGAAGAUGGGCCAUGCAACUCAAUUUCUACCAAGCAUAAUUAAAAAAGUUUCAGUUUGCUCCGAGGAAGGUUUACCAUUUAGGCCCCAGGCCAUGCACAUGAUUAAGAUGCCCACUUUCAUGGAAACUCUGUUCAAGUUAUUCCAGUCUUUCAACAAGGAAAAAAUGAAUAAGAGAAUACAUGUCCACGGGAAAGAUCUUGAAUCUUUGUUCAAAAAGGUUCCGAAGCGAGUGAUGCCUAAGGAAUUUGGAGGUGAUGGACCAUCAGACGUAGAACUUGCAGAGGAUUUUAUUUCAAAAAUAUAUGCUUUCAACGACUGGUAUGUGGCGGAUGAAAAGAGCGGCGUGGAUGAGAAGAAGAGGGUAGGAAAAUCAAGAACAAAAGAAGAUUUGUUUGGAAUGGAAGGCUCUUUCCGACAACUUACGCUAGAUUGAUUUUCAUGCAUCGAAACAAUAAAUAAACCAUUAUAAAAUAAUAAGGACUUU
This is a messenger RNA of Neocloeon triangulifer, 2101 nucleotides long. RefSeq lists its product as uncharacterized. The record is from RefSeq and is a predicted model, not a curated record. Gene Ontology annotation, cellular component: membrane. Lineage: Eukaryota; Metazoa; Arthropoda; Insecta; Ephemeroptera; Baetidae. The transcript has 12 exons. Gene Ontology annotation, molecular function: phosphatidylinositol bisphosphate binding. Bases 101 to 2050 code for a protein of 649 amino acids.